GCAAACGAGGGGAAGUGCCGCGUCGCGAGAAUGCAAGGUCUCCGCCCAAGCAGCACAAUGUACUGAAAGUCAAGUGCAAUAGGGGUGGCCGGGUUUUAGGAAUGAAGGACCGAAUGAUGCCGAACGGCGAUAUAGAACUGGCAGGGGUCACGAAGAUCGCAGACGGCUUCUACACGAAUCCCGACUUCGUGGAUGAUGAGAAGGCAAGUGCCCAUGCAUUCGAAGACCAAACGCCGAAGACGAAACGACAGUCCGACGAAGACGUCGAAGACGCACCGCGAUGGCGACGUUUCGUCAAGCCUGUUAUCAUCGUUGUACUUGUGCUCGCGUACAACUGUUACCUUGCUGCUGGGAUCGUCCUCACGUGGCACAAGACGAAGGACUAUUGCCACGACGUCAAAUUUCUCACCGUUGUGACCUGCCUUGUGUACGGCUACGCGUUGCUCAAACUGUUGGAGCACAUUUACCGGCGACAUCUCAAGAAACCUCUCAAGGGCGCCAUCGACUCUCUCACCUGUCGAUGGCUCCAAGGUCAUUCGUAUUGGGUGAGGAUAAGCACAUGGGUAGGAUGCUGGACCGCCGUCCUGGCUUUCCUCAUUUACGACUGUUUGGAGGAUGCCAGCAGGAUGAUCUCAGUGGCAGGAGCGCUCGUACUGAUAUUCCUAGGGUUCGUCUUUUCGAAGCACAGGAAACACGUGAACUGGUAUCAGGUCAUGUGGGGCAUGAUGUUGCAGUUCCUAAUGGGCCUCGUAGUACUCCGCUGGAAGCUGGGCCGUGCCAUAUUCAUGUGCAUAGGCGACAAGGUAGCCCACUUCCUCAGCCACGCUUCAGCUGGUGCAAAUUUUGUCUUCGGUCACUUGGCGACGGGCAUUAACCUGAAGCAGGCACUUGGUGUCGACGCACACCUUGGGAAUCUCACCGAGGAACAGAACAAGACCGAAAUCUUCAAGAGCCAGCUGUUCUCCACGGCUGCAAGCGUAGCUCCAGUGUUUGUGUUCAGUGCCCUCCCAGUCAUCUUCUUCUUUAGUUUCAUCGUCAGCAUCCUGUACUACGUGGGUGCCAUGCAGUGGCUCGUGCUCAGGGUAGGGUGGCUGCUCCAGGUCACCGUUGGGACGACCGUUUGUGAAUCCAUGACCGCAGCUGCCAACAUCUUUCUCGGAAUGUCGGAAGCCCCACUGAUGAUCCACCCAUUCCUGGCGGUCAUGACUAAAAGCGAAUUGCACACUGUGAUGACGGGUGGCUUUGCUACCAUCGCUGGAAGUGUCAUGGCCGCGUAUAUUAAGAUGGGGGUGAGCGCCAGUCAUCUGCUUACGGCAUCCAUUAUGAGUGCCCCGGCUGCAUUGGCAUUCUCCAAGCUUCUUUAUCCUGAAGUAGAGGACAGCAAGACGCAGAGUGAGAACAUCAAGCUGCCCAAAAGCGAAGAAACCAACGUCCUGGAAGCAGCUUGUAAUGGCACUAUCGUAGCGCUGACGAUCCUCGGUUUCAUUGUGGCCAACCUCAUCGGGUUCCUCGCAUUCCUUGCCUUCCUCAACGGGACGUUACUGUGGUUCGGGAAUAUUGUCGGCAUCGAGUUUCUCACAUUCGAGUGGGUGCUGGGCCAAGUGUUCCGGCCACUUGCUUAUAUAAUGGGCGUACCCUGGGUCGACUGCGGACCCGUGGGGGAGCUGCUGGGUGUAAAAACAUUCGCCAACGAAUUCAUCGCUUACGCACAGCUUGGAAGGAUGAAAAGCCAACUACAGGAGCGUUCCGUUGUGAUAGCCACGUACGCGUUGUGUGGAUUCUCAAACGUGGGCUCCGUUGGAAUCGUUCUGGGCAGUCUAGGUGCCCUGUGCCCUGAACGGAAAGCUGACCUUUCGGCGAUUGCAGUGAGGGCAUUAUGUGCUGGAUCAGCGGCUUGCUUUAUAACAGCGUGUAUUGCAGGCAGUUUAAUAUCUUAGAGGAAGCCAACUACUACUGGACAUUAGCGCAGUGUCAAGGUUGUCCAGCUGUGCGUCGUGCAGUGCUCGUGGAUCACCACUUCAAAACUGUGCAUCGAACAAUGCGGACAGACGUGGAGAACCAUUAGACUCAGUUCGGCCAAGACACUGCGCCAAGAUUCGUGAAGGCAGCACAAUCAACCCCUCACGGGUACAAACACCAGUGUACACGGCAAAAACAUUUUACGCCAGUAUUGCCAAGAGUUUUACCCCAGGACCUUGCAAGGAUGACUUCGUACGAGGAAGUGCGAAAAUGUGCUUUAUAUAUAUCUGGGAUCACUAUGCAUAAACUGAUUCGGGUUCAACGAACCUGCGGACUGUAGAGCCAUCCAAGCGCACUACAAAUCAGUAUUUUUAUGAACGCCUCACCAUUCGUAUAAAUGUACUCUCAAUUAUUA
Ornithodoros turicata is the source of this 2374-nucleotide messenger RNA. RefSeq names its product sodium/nucleoside cotransporter 2-like. The transcript is spliced from 12 exons. The record is from RefSeq and is a predicted model, not a curated record. Gene Ontology annotation, cellular component: plasma membrane. Bases 102 to 1937 code for a protein of 611 amino acids. Gene Ontology annotation, molecular function: nucleoside:sodium symporter activity. NCBI's taxonomy places the organism in Eukaryota, Metazoa, Arthropoda, Arachnida, Ixodida, Argasidae. Gene Ontology annotation, biological process: nucleoside transmembrane transport.